Rhodamnia argentea is the source of this 1027-nucleotide messenger RNA. RefSeq names its product nucleoside diphosphate kinase 2, chloroplastic. Gene Ontology annotation, biological process: CTP biosynthetic process; UTP biosynthetic process; GTP biosynthetic process. The transcript has 7 exons. Gene Ontology annotation, molecular function: nucleoside diphosphate kinase activity. The coding region runs from base 34 to 768 and encodes 244 amino acids. Lineage: Eukaryota; Viridiplantae; Streptophyta; Magnoliopsida; Myrtales; Myrtaceae. The record is from RefSeq and is a predicted model, not a curated record.
AAAGCUGAGUAAGCAGAGAGAGAGAGAGAGAGAAUGGAGGGGGUAGUAGGAGUAGCGGGGGGCAUUGGAGGCGCGAGCGGCUGUGUGUCGUCGUCAUCUCCAACUGCUGCGAUUGGAAGUAAUGGAGUUGUUUGCAGACCUCGAGCCGUCUUAUCCUGCGCCCCGCCCUCCCCUAAGCUGCGCGCCUCCAAUCGCCACCGUCUCCGCCUGUCGUCGUUCUCUUCGACCUCGCACCUGUUCUGCUCUGCUCCUCAUGCUUCCCGCGGUCGAACCAGACCUCGCAUUUUCCUCCCUCAUUUGGUCGCUUCCUUGGAGCAAGUGGAAGAGACUUACGUAAUGAUAAAGCCAGACGGUGUUCAACGCGGCCUGGUCGGGGAAAUAAUUUCGAGGUUUGAGAGGAAGGGAUUCAGAUUGACUGGCUUGAAGCUCUUCCAGUGCCCCACAGAAUUGGCUGAGGAACACUAUAAAGAUCUUCAGUCCAAGCCAUUCUUCCCUAAAUUGAUCAAGUAUAUCACGUCUGGACCAGUCGUUUGUAUGGCUUGGGAGGGCGUCGGUGUUGUUGCCUCAGCACGAAAGUUAAUCGGGUCAACUAAUCCUCUACAAGCUGAGCCUGGAACAAUAAGAGGGGAUCUUGCAGUGCAAACUGGAAGGAAUGUGGUACAUGGCAGCGACAGCCCUGAAAAUGGCCAACGUGAAAUUGCUCUUUGGUUCAAAGAAGGCGAAUUGUGCCAAUGGACACCUGCUCAAGCUCCAUGGCUAUGGGAGUGAUGAAAUAUCAAUGCAAUUCUGGAAGCUUUUUGGUUGACCACCUGUAAUGUCGAUUGCAUUCUUUGUCUAAGUUAAUGGUGCUUACAUAUCCGGAUUUCCUUGUAAUCUGGGAGAGAAACUUCGAAAAACUUUUGUACCGCGGCUAAUGUAUGUGUCGUUGCUUUUGACUUGGGGUUCCUCUCAAGCUGUUAUAAUGUGGAAAACCUGAAUAAACUGUGUGAUGUCUGACUUCAUUACAGAAAGAAUUGUUUCAUCAAAA